Messenger RNA from Daldinia caldariorum, 1334 nucleotides. RefSeq lists its product as uncharacterized. The transcript is spliced from 3 exons. Bases 411 to 1322 code for a protein of 303 amino acids. The record is from RefSeq and is a predicted model, not a curated record. Lineage: Eukaryota; Fungi; Ascomycota; Sordariomycetes; Xylariales; Hypoxylaceae.
GUAUCCCACAUUGAUUGCAUACCUGUGGAAUUAUUGAAUACGCUUUAUGUGUAACGUGUUUGGACCGAUGGCGCAGUUUGACACUUAUUAAACUACCCUUAAUUAUCGAAAAAGAUAUACUCCCCCAUGUAUGGGCUAGAUAACUGCCAAGUAUCACAUAAUAUAACCUAGGCACCUCCUAAGGUGGGAGGGAGGUAUUAUAAGAGAUAGGCAACUGAAAUAUCGAGUGCCUAUCUCGAAACCUUCUCCACAUUGUCUUGAUGACAAGUAAAAGAAGCUCUUUCAAUUACUCUUCUGCUCCUUUUUUUCCUUUUUUUUUCUAAAAAAAUACCUAAUGUUAAUAAGUAUGCCGAUCUAUAAUCUUAGAUAGGGUUUAUUAUCAUUCGUGGUUUUGUUCUGUUGACUACCAAAUGCCAACUAUACGUUCAUCCAAGUCUCAUUUACAAAACCUCGCAACCUCAGAUGAGAGGAUAUAUACAUCGGUUGAGCAGCCACUUGAAAAAUCUACCCCUCUCAUGCCACUGUCUACGAAUAGCAUCGAAGGGUUGCAACUAAACCCAUUGCCAUUGAAGCUUCCACCCGAGAGACAGUCUAGUCCAAUGGGGACUACGAAGAAAAACUUACCCUCGAGCUCUCCUCAGUUUUUGUUCCCUCUACCACCAUCGAAAUCAGCCGAUACUCCCCAUUCUUCUGUUCCACCGCCUUAUUCUUCAGUUGCCCCAUCCACGUCCUCGUCCGCUGAGGACUUUCGGAAGAACACCAAUAGCGAAUGUAUGGGAAGACCAAUUAAUGCCAUCCGCCGUACCCAAUCUACAGCUGACGUUCGGGGCCCUGGCCAAUGGAAACCGCUACCGGCUAGGCCAUUAGAGUGCAAGGGAAAACAAAACAGCUCUCGACCAACGCGGCCGCCAACAGACGACGUUCGGGUGAGCGCAAAAGAAGGAAAAGAGCGGCCCAGUGUGAAGUCACAACCAACUAUGAAUCAGGACAAGAAUCCAAAAAGCUCUACAAACUCGGCGAGCGCAGAGACGGAGGACAAGGGGAGUAGAGGAAGGCUUAUGAACGAACAGAUAUUAUGGCUACAUCGAAACUACCGGGGCGAAGCCACAUUCUUGAAGGCAUGGGGUCUACAUGCUACCCGCGACGCAGACCGAGAACGCGGACGUGAAAUAAUACGGAUGCUCAUGGCCGCAGAGUCGACGAAAGGUAAAGAGCAACCAAGAGACAAGAAUUAUCAAAGUCAAGUGGAUAAAUUACAGCACAAGACGUCGCCAACCUUGGAAUCAGGGGACAACAAUGAUUUAGGAAUAAUUGAGGAAUAAAUAUAAAAAAUG